AUGACAUUAGAUUUGACUAUAAACUUAAUUUCCCUACUACAACUUCUUUUCUUGAUUGGCAGAUUGGGAAGAUUACAAGAUAAUAAUGUUGUACUAUCAUAUUUCAACGAGUACUCUGAAAACUGCUAUGUGGAGGUUUUGGUACAUUUUUCCAGAAAUACAAAUAGGGCGUUGAGGUCUAUGAAAACAUAUCUUGACUAUGUUUUUCUAAAGCUAAGGACCAUGAAGUCGAGAAUCUUGGCUGUCUAUCCAUAUGCAUUUCUAAAUGAUUCAGAAAGAAAAGCACUCCACCGUAGACCAGACUUGGAAACACCCUAG
Humulus lupulus (European hop) is the source of this 318-nucleotide messenger RNA. Its product is annotated as kxDL motif-containing protein LO9-177-like. Gene Ontology annotation, biological process: lysosome localization. NCBI's taxonomy places the organism in Eukaryota, Viridiplantae, Streptophyta, Magnoliopsida, Rosales, Cannabaceae. The record is from RefSeq and is a predicted model, not a curated record. Gene Ontology annotation, cellular component: BORC complex. The coding region runs from base 1 to 318 and encodes 105 amino acids. The transcript is spliced from 2 exons.